Molecule: messenger RNA, 174 nt
Organism: Neohortaea acidophila
Lineage: Eukaryota; Fungi; Ascomycota; Dothideomycetes; Mycosphaerellales; Teratosphaeriaceae
Exons: 3
Coding region: 1-174 (57 amino acids)
Cellular component (GO): membrane
Source: RefSeq, a predicted model, not a curated record
AUGCCUUUCACCGGAAGCGACAUCAUCAAAAUCAUCUUCGCCAUUCUGCUGCCUCCUGUUGGAGUGUUUCUUGAGCGCGGCUGCGGCGCGGAUUUGUUGAUCAACAUUCUGCUUACGAUCCUCGGCUACAUCCCCGGCAUCAUCCAUGCGCUGUACAUCAUUCUGAAGUACUGA